AUGAAAAAGGUGCAGCAUAAUGGCCGCAAUGGAGGAGGUGGGGGUGGCAACGGCGGUGGUGGUAACAAUGGCAAUGGUGGAGGAGGGAGUGUAAACAGUUAUGGCUACAGACGUCCUCUCAGUAACGCCAGCUCGUCUUCAAUCGGCAGUAAUAAGAGCAACAGCUCUAAAGAUUCAUGCCCUGGCAGCAGAAUGAUUAAACAUGGUGACCGUUCUUCAGACGGACGCAAUGGGGGUUAUGAAGUGCCCAUAACAUCAAUCCCACGCCCGGGCAGUGCCCCCAAGCCAAGUGGCAUGUCAAUGUCUGAUAUGGGACCCGAGGCCUACAGCAACACAACAUUGGAAAGAAGAAAGAAGUCGGGCGGAAAUAUCAACAAGUCGACAAGUUCAUCUCAGACCGAUUCUGAGUUGUACAAGUCGAAUACGCUGGGAAGAAAGAUAUUUGGUAGCCGUAACAGUUUGAGUAAUAAAAACGGUGAGGCUUUAUGUAACAGUACAAUUAUUUCAAACCCUCAUGCCACCUAUAGCAAACACGAUACAUCUGGCCGUCCGUACACUCCUCAGAAUCAAUGUCAUCAGGCUUACUCAAACUAUAUUUCCUUAGAAUAUGCCAGUCCACGGCAUUCUGGUUCUGCUAAUAGCCCUUGGCUGAAAAACAGCAAUGGAAACUUGAGUUCCAUGAGCCACCAUAGUCCUAUGCAAAUGUCUGAGACAGAGAGCAUGGAGUCUAUCUCUUCCACGGCUUCCAGUAUUCAAGCUCAACUUCAACAGGCCCGGGCCCUGAGCAGUGCCAAUUCUCGUAUCUUGGCACAUCAGAUGGCUCAGAGCCCCAAUAUGGGCCUGCAUCGCUCUAAUAGUAUCAGGUCCACGCAAUCCGAAUGUCUCUACUCUAGCAAUCAGCACACAAUUUCAGAGGAUCUGACACGUACAAAUUCAUACUCCCAAAUCAACAGUCCACACGACCAGCCUUCGUCCCCUACACCAAGCAAUAGCUCGCACUCAUCAUCCCGCUUCACCUAUCCCAUGACUGCUUACAAUCCCAGCAUGCUAAGCCAGAGUUAUACGCAGAAUAUGGUACGAUCAAAUACACAGUCCAGCAUGCCUUACAGCAGCCUUGCCUUGUCCAAGAUCAGCAAAGAAGAGGAUGCUAGCAUGCAUGGUUCUUCCUUGUCUCUGGUAUCCACGUCAUCUUCCAUUUACUCAUCUGCUGAAGAAAAACAAAACCAAGAGAUCCGUAAACUACGGAGGGAGCUCGACUCUGCCCAAGACAAAGCUUACUUAUUUAUCUACCUCAUUCUGUUCACAUCAUCUCAGUUUACUUUCAUCUAUGUAUCAAACUCAUUCUUUCCUAAAAUAUUCAAUGAAGAAAUUAUUUUCUUUACCUUAAUAAACACUUCUUUUAAAUCACAUUAG
Molecule: messenger RNA, 1413 nt
Organism: Acanthosepion pharaonis
Lineage: Eukaryota; Metazoa; Mollusca; Cephalopoda; Sepiida; Sepiidae
Source: the annotation of a GenBank genome assembly